Messenger RNA from Anopheles nili, 2563 nucleotides. RefSeq names its product insulin gene enhancer protein isl-1 (gene tup). Gene Ontology annotation, molecular function: cis-regulatory region sequence-specific DNA binding; DNA-binding transcription factor activity, RNA polymerase II-specific. The transcript has 8 exons. The record is from RefSeq and is a predicted model, not a curated record. Gene Ontology annotation, cellular component: nucleus. Bases 1 to 1395 code for a protein of 464 amino acids. Gene Ontology annotation, biological process: positive regulation of transcription by RNA polymerase II; axonogenesis; neuron fate specification. NCBI's taxonomy places the organism in Eukaryota, Metazoa, Arthropoda, Insecta, Diptera, Culicidae.
AUGGUAAUGGCAGAGAUCGGUGGCCCAUUGGCACACCAACUACCCUUACACAACCAUAGAGGUGGACUGGUGCAACCGUCACUGGUCAUGAACCAUCACCUGGAUCCUCUGGACAGCAGUGGUUGCCAUGGACCAAACAUUCACCCAAAAAAAGAACGCCUGUCUCUGUGCGUUGGAUGCGGUGGCCAGAUACAUGACCAGUACAUCCUGCGUGUCGCCCCGGACCUCGAGUGGCAUGCAGCCUGCCUCAAGUGCCAGGAGUGUCGUCAGUUUCUGGACGAAAGCUGUACCUGUUUCGUGAGAGAUGGCAAAACCUACUGCAAGCGGGAUUAUGUGAGGUUAUUCGGUACCAAAUGUGAUAAGUGCGGUAGCUCCUUUAGCAAAAACGACUUCGUGAUGCGGGCGAAAACGAAAAUCUACCACAUAGAAUGCUUUCGAUGCUCGGCCUGCGCCCGCCAACUAAUACCAGGUGACGAAUUUGCCCUCCGAGAUGGUGGAUCGCUGUACUGCAAGGAAGAUCACGAUCAUCUGGAGAAAACGUCGCAAAACGGUCUCGCUCAGGGCGUCGAACCGAACAACAACAUCAGCGGCAAUGCCAAUAACAACAAUAACAACAUCAGCAGUACCAACAACAACAACAACAAUAGUCUAAGCAAUAACAACCACUCGAGUGAGCUGGGGUCUAUGUCGGAUUCUGGCAGCGAAUCCGGGUCGCAUAAAAGUUUACGCGGAAAAGGACCCACCGGACCGUCGGACGGCAAACCAACGCGGGUGCGAACGGUGUUGAACGAGAAACAACUACACACGCUUCGGACGUGCUACAACGCAAAUCCCCGACCCGACGCACUGAUGAAGGAGCAGCUGGUCGAAAUGACCGGCCUGUCACCGCGGGUCAUACGGGUUUGGUUCCAGAACAAGCGGUGCAAGGAUAAGAAGAAAACGAUUCAAAUGAAGCUGCAAAUGCAGCAGGAGAAGGAAGGACGAAAACUUGGAUAUGGCAUGCAAGGCAUACCGAUGGUGGCCAGCUCACCCGUCAGACACGAUUCACCGCUGAACCUGCACGGUUUAGAAGUGACCGCGUACCAGCCACCGUGGAAGGCGCUAUCCGAUUUUGCGCUCCAUUCCGAUCUCGAUAGUAACGGUGCGAUCAACACACAUACACCCGCGUUCCAGCAUCUAGUCAAUCAGAUGCAUGGGUAUGACGUUGGGAAUGGUGGAGGAGCUGGCGGUGGCCCUGGUGGUGGCCCCGGUGGUAUGCCACCGAUGCCUGGCCAAGGAGGGCAAAUUCCCCCCCUAGGAUCGCACAUGGAUCUCAGCGGGCACCAUCAUCCGGACAGCACGGACUCUUACGUGACCUAUCUCGAGAGCGACGACAGCAUGCAAGGCAGUCCUUAAGGGUUUCGGGCGCUUUUCGGCUAAAUGAUUACAAUGGCAAUAUUUACCACCUGGCAGUUGUUGAAGCACGUUAAACAGAAUCGUACCAGGAAAUGAUAUUUUAAAUCGUACCAGAACGCUUGUUUCCUACUUGUUUGCUUUUCAAACGACAAGAAACGCUCGCUUCCAUUCAGUUGUUUAAAGAAAUAUCGCGAGGUUCUCGAGAUAACCAUUGAGACAGUUAAGAUGCAACUUAACGCGAACGCCGUGCGUUUGUUUCUGUUCAAAGUUUAUUUACAGUUGGCAUUUUAUGAAUUUAAUUUAAUUAAACUUAGUGAACAAAAGCAUAAACAAAACAAUGGGGAACUGAGAAAUGAAUGGGAGUGGUUCAAAAACAAGGAAUAAGAAUGGGCUAAAUUAUUAUUUAAUUGAACAUUAGUUGAAUAUUUGGGCAAGAAUUCUGAGUGCGUGCAAAUGAACGAGAGCGAGAGAUAGAUAGAGAGAGAGAGAAAGAGAAAGAGAGAGAGAUAGAGAGAAAUACAUACACGAGGUAUCAAAAGAUAGUAAACCUGUUGUAAAUACUGUAAUAUAGUACAUUUAUAAAACGUCCACUGAAACGCCACUCUACUUAACGACUCACUCACACGCCAACACUAGCAAAUAACUGUAGCCUCUUGUCUUGCGAAACGAAGAGUGUUGUAUUUAUUUGAAGACAUUUUACAAAGUAAAAUAUUACAAAGAUCGAUUUGAGCAAAAAAAAAUCACGAUACGACUAGUUAAAUGACAGAGUAUGUGCAAAGUUAGAAGUAGAGACGUGAACUAAGAAAAAACCCUCUUGGAAGGAAAACUCACACUCCCACACAAAAUACAUUGAGAUUACAAAUGAGAACAGUAAUUCAGGAACAUAAAUCCCAAAUAUUUCAGCGUUAACAAGCAAUGGGGUGAAAUUGAAACUCAAAAACACGAAAUCAACACGCUAAUCUGGGUUUUUUUCUUUGCUUCUGUGCGUAAUUGAGGCCAUUACGUUGGUGCAUAUAGCAGGACGAUCGAGUGAUUAAGUUCAGGUAAAAGUAAAGAUAUAACGAUAGGUUUACAUAAUCUGAUCAUAUGAGAAAUAUCGGUAUUUAAAGAAAACAUUAAAAAGAUAAACAUAAAAAACAACAAAGAAAAAUAAAUCUAAAAUAAGCAA